GACGUGGUCUAUUAAAAGUAUCGUCUUGCUGGUGGCUGUACUUCUACUAUUUAUGAAGCCCCGGGCUAGUCAUUUCAUAGAGCACAGUAGCCGGGGAAAGAACUGAAUAUCAUUCACGCGAGAAGAGCCGGUGCGUAAAAUAAGAGGAACUAUGGGCUUCUCACAAACGCUACUCAUUUACGUGCUGGUGUCCGUUCACCUUGGAGUUUCCCAGCAUUACCUUCGCCUCCGUCCGUCGCCCAGUGAGCACCUCCCAGUACCCGACCUGAAGGAGGACCCCGACCCGGAGUACGACCCCCGGGAGCAGGACUUGGCCGAGAGGACUCUGCGGAAAAAGCUCGGCAGUAAUUUCGACCCCAACUUCAUGUCCAUCAGCUCGCCCAUGCAGGUGAACCUCUCCGUGCAAGACACCCAGGUGAAGCUGCAGGGGCCCAUGCCCAACGAGAUUAAAAAGCUGGACCUCACAGAGACCCCCUAUGGGAAGCGGGUAAAAGUGGGCAAGAAAGCCCGCAGGAAAUUUCUGCAGUGGCUGUGGACCUAUACGCACUGCCCAGUGGUGUAUACCUGGAAGGAUUUGGGCGUGAGGUUCUGGCCACGGUACAUCAAGGAGGGCAACUGUUUCAAUGAGCGCUCUUGUUCCUUCCCAGAGGGGAUGUUUUGCAAACCCGUCAAGUCAAUCACCAAGACUUUCCUACGGUGGUAUUGUCAAGGGUUUCUAAGACAGAAAUAUUGUACGUGGAUACCGGUGCAAUACCCAAUCAUCUCAGAGUGCAAGUGUUCGUGCUGAUUUUCUCUAUGGAAGUAGUGGGGGUCGAGGGGGGCGGGGGCGGACUGGAAAUACGGUUUCUAUUGCACUGUUAACUCUCUACAGAGGUGGGCACCAUAGCGAAUCUAUUUUUUUAUAUAGCAUUUUAAGUGAAAUACCAACAUUGUACAUAUUUAAGAAAAAUGCAGCUAUUUUUUCUAAUUGAACCAGGACCAUAUUUUAUUCUCAACCCUGAAACAUUGUUUUUAGGGGGAACAUAAGCACUUCAUAAGGAAGAGCUUUUUCUUUUUUUUUUUUCUUUUUUUAAGAGACGUUGAAGAUGGAAUGCAUACACUUCUCCAAGAGGUGAACUUUUUUUUUUCAACUGAACAUUGAUGCUGACUGUUACUUCACUGCAAUGCUGCCUAGAGUUUUUGUAUGAUAUUAAUAUCAAUAAUAAUUAAAUUGAAAAAAGUUGAGGAUAAAGAUAUAUAUA
Molecule: messenger RNA, 1241 nt
Organism: Myripristis murdjan (pinecone soldierfish)
Lineage: Eukaryota; Metazoa; Chordata; Actinopteri; Holocentriformes; Holocentridae
Gene: nog2
Product: noggin 2
Exons: 1
Coding region: 152-787 (211 amino acids)
Biological process (GO): dorsal/ventral pattern formation; negative regulation of BMP signaling pathway; negative regulation of cell differentiation
Source: RefSeq, a predicted model, not a curated record